Emiliania huxleyi CCMP1516 is the source of this 1193-nucleotide messenger RNA. RefSeq lists its product as hypothetical. The transcript is spliced from 3 exons. NCBI's taxonomy places the organism in Eukaryota, Haptophyta, Isochrysidales, Noelaerhabdaceae. The coding region runs from base 40 to 1053 and encodes 337 amino acids. Gene Ontology annotation, biological process: carbohydrate metabolic process. The record is from RefSeq and is a predicted model, not a curated record.
UCGGCGUGCUGUGGCUAGGCCUAGCGUGCCAACGAGAGGAUGUUGUCAGCCAUCUUCGGACUAUCGCUCGGGCUGCUGUUACCUGGGCACGGCGGAGGUAAUGGGCUCGUCGCCCGCGAGACUCGUCUCGCCCGUGACACUCGCCUCGCCAUCGUGUCGCGUCCACCGCCGGAGGGCUUCACUUGGGCCGACGAAGAUAUUGCAUCCGCACCUGCUGCGCCUGCCGCCUCGGCUGCUGCACCUGCCGGCUCGGCUGGCCCGGUUUCGCCCGAGAGGGUCAAUGUGCUGCAGGACGCAUCUGCGGUCGCGGCGUCGGUUGCUGCGCGCGUCGAGUCUGCCGCGGAGGCCGCGAUCGCGGAGCGUGGGCACUUUGCGCUCGCCAUUCCGGGAGGGUCUGUGCUCAAGAUGCUCCAGAGCUCGCCUUCGUUUGCAGACCGCACCACGUUGGCGUACGUAAACCACAAGGCGGUCCCGAUGGACGACGCAAGCCUCGCGACGCACGCAAAGGCGGGCAAGCUGUUUCUCGACACAUGGGCCGGCACAAACGCCAUCGUGAUGCGCGGGACGGCCGACGCGGCGGGAGAGGCGGAGGCGUACGAGGCUGCGCUGCGGGCGCUGUCGCCAGAGGUGCUUCCGCGCUCGCCGGACGGGCUCCCCGUCUUUGACAUGAUGCUGGUCGGCGUCGGCGACGAUGGCCACGUCGGAUCCCUCUACCCGGGCCGCGACGAGGUUGCGGACGCGACUGGCCGGUGGGUGCUGCCGGUCGAGAUGAAGGUUCCGGGAAGCAUCACUCUCUCCCUGCCCGUCAUGGCUGCGGCCAAGGAGGUGGUGAUUGCGGCGUGCGGCGUUUCCGACAAGUACCCAAAGGGCAAGUCGGCGGCGAUGGCGCGCGGCAUCGAGGGCGACGAGACGCCGCAGACUUUCCCGGCCGUCGGGCUGCGCGGCGUCGCCACGUGGGUCGUCGACGCCGCGGCGGCGAGCACGCUCUCCUUCGAGUACGCUGAGUGCUUCGCGCUCGCCUCCUCGCGCGGCGACUGCUGCCCACCCGCCUGAGGCGCGGCCGCGUCUAGCGGCGUGGCGCUGCGCGGCCGCCGCUGACUGUUCGACGCAAGUUACAUACACCGAAAGGGGGUCUGUGUUUCCGGGUUCCUCCCUAGACGGCCGCUUUCGCAGAAAUUACUGGCAACCAAAAA